Messenger RNA from Rhinolophus ferrumequinum (greater horseshoe bat), 2704 nucleotides. It is a transcript of the gene SYK, whose product is annotated as spleen associated tyrosine kinase. Lineage: Eukaryota; Metazoa; Chordata; Mammalia; Chiroptera; Rhinolophidae. Gene Ontology annotation, cellular component: cytoplasm; extrinsic component of cytoplasmic side of plasma membrane. The transcript is spliced from 14 exons. Gene Ontology annotation, molecular function: non-membrane spanning protein tyrosine kinase activity; ATP binding; signaling receptor binding. Gene Ontology annotation, biological process: adaptive immune response; cell differentiation; innate immune response. The record is from RefSeq and is a predicted model, not a curated record. Bases 331 to 2238 code for a protein of 635 amino acids.
UCCCAUCCUCCCGACGCCCCGGCCCCGCGCCCGGCGCCCCGCACGGCGACCCCACGCCGCCCCGCCCUCGCCUUACCUGCGCAGGUAGGUGUGGCGCGCGCUCCUUCCGCUCGGCCCGCGGGACCGCGGAGCCCCGGCGCUUUGGGGCCGGGAAGGCGGCGAGCAGGGAGCGCGGCCCUGCGCCUCCUUGGCCGCUUUCUGGGUGUCCGGGCUCAGCCGGGCAGGGACGCUCGGGGCCUUCGGCCUUUGAAAAAGGAGGGGAAAUUGAUGACAUCGUUCGAAUAGAAGCAGGUGGACAUCGUGCGCCCUUGGCCUUGAGGGGAGACAAGCAUGGCCGCAGGCAUGGCUGACAGUGCCAACCACCUACCCUUCUUCUUUGGCAACAUCACCCGGGAGGAGGCAGAGGACUACCUGGUCCAGGGCGGCAUGAGUGACGGGCUCUACCUGCUGCGCCAGAGCCGCAAUUACCUGGGCGGUUUCGCCCUGUCGGUGGCACAUGCGCGCAAGGCGCACCACUACACCAUCGAGCGGGAGCUGAAUGGGACCUACGCCAUCGCGGGCGGCAGGACGCACACCAGCCCCGCCGAGCUCUGCCAGUAUCACUCCCAGGAGUCGGAUGGCCUUAUCUGCCUCCUCAAGAAGCCCUUCAACCGGCCGCCUGGGGUGCAGCCCAAGACCGGACCCUUCGAAGACCUGAAGGAGAACCUCAUCCGGGAGUACGUGAAGCAGACCUGGAACCUGCAGGGUCAAGCUCUAGAGCAGGCCAUUAUCAGCCAGAAGCCUCAGCUGGAGAAGCUGAUCGCCACCACAGCCCAUGAAAAAAUGCCCUGGUUCCACGGAAAAAUCUCUCGGAUUGAAUCUGAGCAAAUUGUACUGAUAGGCUCAAAGACAAAUGGAAAAUUUUUGAUUAGGGCCAGGGACAACAACGGGUCCUACGCCCUGUGCCUGCUGCAUGAGGGCAAGGUGCUCCACUACCGCAUCGACAAGGACAAGACGGGCAAGCUCUCCAUCCCUGAUGGCAAGAAGUUCGACACGCUCUGGCAGCUAGUCGAGCAUUAUUCUUAUAAACCAGAUGGUUUGUUAAGAGUUCUUACAGUUCCAUGUCAAAAAAUUGGUGGACAAACUGGAACUGUGAACUUUGGAGCUCGUGCUCAGCUUCUGAGUGCCAGCCAUCCGAGUUGGUCAGCGGGUGGAAUAAUCUCCAGAAUCAAAUCAUACUCCUUCCCAAAGCCUGGCCACAGAAAGCCUCCCUCAUCUCAAGGGAACCGGCCAGAGAGUACUGUGACGUUCAAUCCUUAUGAGUCAGACCGAGGGCCCUGGGCCUCGGAAAGAGACACCCAGAGAGAAGCGUUGCCCAUGGACACGGAAGUAUACGAAAGCCCCUAUGCAGACCCUGAGGAGAUCAGGCCUAAGGAGGUCUACCUGGACCGGAAGAUGCUGACCCUGGAGGACAAGGAACUGGGCUCUGGUAACUUUGGGACUGUGAAGAAGGGCUACUACCAGAUGAAAAAAGUUGUGAAAACAGUGGCUGUGAAAAUCUUGAAAAACGAGGCCAAUGACCCGGCUCUUAAAGAUGAGCUAUUAGCAGAAGCAAACGUCAUGCAGCAACUCGACAACCCUUACAUCGUGCGCAUGAUCGGGAUUUGCGAAGCCGAAUCCUGGAUGCUGGUGAUGGAAAUGGCGGAACUUGGUCCACUCAAUAAAUAUUUACAGCAGAACAGGCAUGUCAAGGAUAAGAACAUCAUAGAACUGGUUCAUCAAGUUUCUAUGGGGAUGAAAUAUUUGGAGGAGUGCAAUUUUGUACACAGAGAUCUGGCUGCAAGAAAUGUAUUGCUGGUUACUCAACAUUAUGCCAAAAUCAGUGAUUUUGGACUUUCCAAGGCACUUGGUGCUGAUGAAAACUACUACAAGGCCCAGACCCACGGGAAGUGGCCUGUGAAAUGGUACGCUCCAGAGUGCAUCAACUACUACAAGUUCUCCAGCAAGAGUGAUGUCUGGAGCUUCGGAGUGUUGAUGUGGGAAGCAUUUUCCUAUGGGCAGAAGCCAUACAGGGGGAUGAAAGGAAGUGAAGUUUCCGCUAUGCUGGAGAAAGGAGAAAGGAUGGGGUGCCCUCCAGGAUGUCCAAGAGAGAUGUAUGAGCUGAUGAACCUGUGCUGGACAUAUGACGUGGAGAGCAGGCCUGGGUUCGUGGCGGUGGAACUGCGACUGCGCAAUUACUACUAUGAUGUGGUGAACUAAGGCCCCUGCACCUGUCUCUGGCCAUCUCUGAGCAGAUAGGCCGUCACAGGCAAACGUGUCCCAACACGUCGAUUUUGAGUCUCCAUCUCCCUCUGCCCAUCGGGAGAGCCAGCCACAGGUGGAUAUGUGUGACUGGUUCCCCAAAGCCUGUUCUGGAACAAACCCUCCACAAAGCAGACUCGCCCCAGAAGAGAUGUGGGAGAAAGACAAACAACAGGGUCAAGGAGCCCGUGGAUUCCUUUGUGUUUCUUGUCUGUGUGGUUUUCGUAGCAGGUUAUUUUCAGGGGGUGUUCCCAGAUUUCCUUGCUGUCUUUCCAGUUCUCUGGCUUCUGGGCUGCUUGUAGACCCCCAGCAGCCUGGAGACAUCGCUAUGUGGUAUUGAGUGCUGACCUGUACUGCGUUGUCUGCAUCCAGAGGACGUAGUGCCACCUGUUAUGCCUGCAGUGGAGGGCAGGAUGGGAGAGGA